Messenger RNA from Rubroshorea leprosula, 760 nucleotides. NCBI's taxonomy places the organism in Eukaryota, Viridiplantae, Streptophyta, Magnoliopsida, Malvales, Dipterocarpaceae. The record is from the annotation of a GenBank genome assembly.
CAACAUUGAAAUGGGUCUGGGUUCAAGUUGAGCAGCUCAAAUCGGCCCUGUCAAAUGUGCCCAAUUAUGUCAUAUUAGAAAUCCCCAUCAUUUAGAAGCCAAAUCCCAACGGUCAAAAAAUGCCUCCCUCUCCAACCUUCGACGAUGGAGGAAACUCCUCUUUCUCCUACAUUCAGAUCUCGGCGAAGUCCCUUAACUUUCUCUCUCAGACGCAAAACCGCGAUGGGCUUUUCGAAGACUCAACCAACCGAUCCGCCGUCAUUCGAGAAUCUCGCUUCCGAUAUGUUAUCAACCUUCUCGACGCGGUGCCCGAGACCAACGAGGGAUGAAAAGGCUUCCGCGUACAAGGGCGGAGCUACCAAGUCCUGGCUCUCACCCUCCGAUUCGUAGCCGUGUCAGACCCACUGUAGAUAUUAGUCCCAAAAUCCGCUACAAGCGAAGAGAAAGCAGAAGAACCUUCAAGUCUGUGGCCAUCAGAAAAUUCCCUUCCCACGGUGUGAGCUUCGGAGGGUAGACUCCGGGGUUGUAGAAGAAUUACGUAGAGGCAGGGCGAUUCUAAACUUGCGUAUUGCUUUUGGAGGUUUUGAGAUUGAAGAUUACAAGUUUAUAUAUGGAGACGAGAGAAGAUUAGUUUAAUUAUGAGAGGGUUAUUCUUAAUUUGUAUACAAAUUAUGAAAUAUGUACCCAAAAAAAAAAAAUGUAAAAGAAUAUAUGAAAAACAAAGGGCUAUUGCAAGUUUUAAUAAUCCUUCCAUCCUACU